Molecule: messenger RNA, 2665 nt
Organism: Magallana angulata
Lineage: Eukaryota; Metazoa; Mollusca; Bivalvia; Ostreida; Ostreidae
Product: molecular chaperone MKKS-like
Exons: 6
Coding region: 741-2459 (572 amino acids)
Biological process (GO): developmental process; intracellular transport; cilium assembly
Cellular component (GO): kinociliary basal body; cytoplasm; nucleus
Molecular function (GO): ATP binding
Source: RefSeq, a predicted model, not a curated record
CGAGUCCGAUCACAGAACCAGUAUUUCUUUGCCGAUAGCCAGGACGUCUCACGUGGAAGCUACCGGUUUGUCAAGGAAUGUAAACAGAGUGUUCCAACAAAUAAAGCAGGGGCCAUAAAUAACAGAUUAGACGAACAAAACAUGAUACAGCCUCUGGGAAAGAAAGGUUUAGCGAAGGUUAUUGCUGCAGUUAGUGCAUCUUUUGGAGCCUACUAUCUGAUGCAUGUUGGCUGGAUGUCCUACAGUCGCAAGCGUGAAAUAGAGUUACUGGAAGUUGCCAAAAAACAGAUUGCUGAAGAAUAUCCAGAGCUCAGUCCUUAUGUAAACUUGGGUAAAGAUGACUUUGACGAGUAUAUGGAGCACUAUAAGAAGAUCAUAAAGCACUAACCAUUUAUCAGUCACUAGUCGCUUUUAUUGAAUAUUUCAUUACAUUGGUGGAUUUGUUAGUUAAUUUUUGGAGACACUGAGUGUGUAAAUAAUGAAUAUUACAAGCCCAAAAAAGCGGAGUAGGAUUGUGAAAACACCCACCCAAUUUUUGGGACUGUUGCUUGGAUCAGUGAUUUUAAGGAAAGUUAUAGAAAAGUACAGGGUCAAUACCAUUCGGAUGGAUAAACCCUCCACUGGGCUGGAGCGGUAUGAGGCGCGGCUGGCAAGACAAGAGGAACAGAGAAGACGCGAACAGAAUCAGUUCAUAAUCGCCUAAAUCAUUCAUUGAAUUGUGUUGGCAAAAUUAACAAAUUAUGAUGGCUUCAAGAAAAAGCAUCAAAGAGGAGAGUGAGAUUCAUCAGAGUGAACUCUCGGACAAUUUCGAAGGAUUGAAAUUGUUGAAAAAUAUUGCCAUCUCCUCUAGAGGUCCACAUGGUAAGGUCAAGGUCAUUCAGAACUUGGCAGGUGGUCAUGUGACCCUGACAUCAUCAUCUGGACGUCUCUUGCCAGCAUUAUCUAUAUCCAGACCACUCUUAAAGUUGUUGACAACGUCAGCCGAGGGUCAGAUUCAAACGUUUGGAGAUGGUGGAUUGUUUUUAAUGGCUUGUUGCCUGAAUAUUGUUGAAUUGUCUGAAUAUUCUUUGACAGGAAACAGAAUUUUAAUUGAAAUAUUUGAAGAGUUAAUGGAACUAGCAUUAGGCGAGUUGAAAUCUGACAAUUUCCUUGGAAAAAUUCAUCUGUCGCUGUCCAAUACAGUUCAGAUUCUAUCUCUAGUGAAAACAAUCCUAUCCUCAAAACCCCUCUGUAAAUUGUCAGAGGACUCUGUGAAUCAUCUAGCUUCCAUGAUUGUUGAAUGUUUCUUGUCCUCUGUAAAGGACGAUAAGAACACUAAUAGUGUCUUAAUUCUUACUGCUGAGGGCAAAUCAGUGAAUCAAUCCCAUCAUUUACCUGGAAUUUUAAUGUUGUAUCCAGAAAUUUCCUCUUUUUCCAAGAAAAAGCUUCAUUUCAUCACAAAAGAUGAGAAGAUUGUAGUUGCCUUGGUGACAACCUCGAUGUCGGGAGAUAGUGAGGAGGUCAUCCAGGGUAGAUACCAGCAGAAUAUAGAGGUCGAUGCAGAGCAGACUGUGAUAGAAUGUAUGAAGUCAUUCUGUCACUGCAUCAAGGACUGCGAUGUAGGAAUUGUGAUGUGUCAAAAGGUUGUCCACCCUAUCAUCAAAUCGCAGCUGAGACAAAGCGGAAUUUUUGUGGUUGAACGCAUGGGGGCCAAGUUGACUAGUUUUGUUCAGGAUUUAACAGGUGCUACACCAAUGGAGUCGUUUUCCUGUAAACCUGAAAAAUACCUUGGCUCCCUUGAUACUGUGAAUCAUGUCAUUCUCAACAAGAAGAGUUAUCUUCACUUGCAGAGAGCGAGUUCUGGGAUGAACACCUUGGUUCUGUGCAACUUGGAGGAGGAAAUGGUCUCAGAGCUCAAGGUGGUAUGUGAGACAGCUUUGAACACCCUGCAGAAUAUUUUACAGUAUCCCAUACUGCUCUGUGGUGGAGGUUGCUGGGAAACUUGCCUUUGUUUCCAUAUCAAACAGAAAGUGAAAGAAAACCAGGGUUUCAUUCUUGAGAAAACAAAGUGCACAGCUUCAGCACUUUCAGCAGCCUCUGAAAUAUUUAUCAAGAGUGUACUACAGGUUGCUAAGACAACAGGUUAUUCUGGAGCCAUGAUGAUGACAUCUUUUCCUACCUUUCAUUCUUGGAGAGUUCCUCUAAAUAGUGAUGACUUUGAUCAUGAUAACGUUUUGACUUGUAACUGUGGUAUGGUGACUGAACCUGCUAAAAAACUAAUGCCUGUGAAUGAAGUGAACUUAACAAUUCUGAAAGUUGACACAGUUUUGAAGGAAGAAGUUUGUAAACUUCAACAAAUUUCUCAGUCAAAAUCUUGUGUGGUUGAUUCCUAUAUAUCAAAUGUUAGUGCAUUUAGGAAAGCUGUUUUCACAGCCAUCAUGAUGUUGAAUGUAGGAAAUUGUUUACAGGAUAUUAAUUAAUACAGCUUUUUGUAAUCGAUGUAAGGGAAUGAAAUGUGUUUAUGGAUAUUACAUUGAAAGGAAUUGUCUUACAAUUUGUUUGUUGAAAUUUGAUGAAUCUACAUAUAUUUUGUAUCUAUCUUUAUGUCUUGAGUGAGAGGUGUGAUAUUCAGAAAACAUGAAAUUUGAUUUACAAAUUAUAAUAAAAUUCAUCACAACAAAGCAUU